Rasamsonia emersonii CBS 393.64 is the source of this 906-nucleotide messenger RNA. RefSeq names its product Hsp70 nucleotide exchange factor (Fes1). NCBI's taxonomy places the organism in Eukaryota, Fungi, Ascomycota, Eurotiomycetes, Eurotiales, Trichocomaceae. The coding region runs from base 1 to 906 and encodes 301 amino acids. The record is from RefSeq and is a predicted model, not a curated record. The transcript is spliced from 3 exons.
AUGGCCUGCGAGGUCCAGCCAGAGAUUGCCGCUUACCGCCAUUUUGCACAUCCGCGGCAGGGUGAGCGUGCGCUGGCGCGGGGUUGCUGGCGGGAGCUCCAGCCACAGCUGGCGGGGCAUGCCGGUGGCAGCAGCAGAAUUACAAUGUCGGAGAUAUUCAUCAAGGCAGGUUCUCCGGGACAAAAAGACAAAAAGGAGUUAACGAAUUUCUGCUUGGCAAAUAUUUGCCCUCGUUUGAAUUCCAUCCACCGCAAAAUGGAUCCUCGCAUGAAUGAUCUCCUGAAGUGGAGUAUUGAGAAUUCGGAUGCCGCCCGACGACCAACAGAUUCCAAUGAUCCCUCGUCGGCGCCUCCGCCGUCAACUCGUGGUCUCGAUCCGGAGGUUCUGGCAGCUCUUUUUGGUGGUCCCUCCGAUGCCGAACUGAUGAAGGAAUCCAUGGCCGCUCUGCUCUCGGAUGAGGUGGACUUGGAAAACAAGCUGAUCGCCUUCGACAACUUCGAGCAGCUGGUGGAGACGAUUGAUAAUGCCAACAACAUGGAACCGUUGGGGCUGUGGACGCCUCUCAUCGGGCUCCUCCAGCACAAGGAACCGGACAUGCGGCGCAUGGCCGCAUGGUGCGUUGGUACAGCCGUGCAGAAUAACCAGAAGGGUCAGGAUAAGCUCCUUGUUCUCAACGCUCUUCCGACCCUCCUUUCUCUCUCAACCUCUGAUCCCGACCCCCAAGUCCGCAGAAAAGCCAUCUAUGCUCUGUCUUCCGCAGUGCGCAAUUAUCAGCCUGCCAUGGACGAGCUUGUCAAACAUUUACCUGCAGGGUAUGCCCCAGCAGACCGAGUCGAUGCCGGAGACAUGAAAGCUGUGGACGCUAUCAUGGAUAAACUCAAGGCGCACCCUGUUGAGUCUUCAUGA